Pelodiscus sinensis (Chinese soft-shelled turtle) is the source of this 1474-nucleotide messenger RNA. The record is from RefSeq and is a predicted model, not a curated record. NCBI's taxonomy places the organism in Eukaryota, Metazoa, Chordata, Testudines, Trionychidae.
AUGGUAAAUAUUCAUGGAAAAAUUGGAGAGGAGGAGGAGGAUGGAAAUUGGUGCAAACUGCAGAGGCUUAUGGGAAAAUCAGGCUGUCUGUUGGGAUCUCUCAGGCCCGUGUUCCUGUGCGGCGGGGAGCACGUGGGCGACUCCGGGUUCAUCGCCAGCGAGGGUUUCCCCAAUCACUACCCCCCCGGCAAGACCUGCACCUGGACCAUCACGGUGCCAGAGGGCCAGGUGGUCAUGCUCUCCUUCCGGGUGUUUGACCUGGAGCCAGACCCGGGCUGCCGCUACGACUAUCUGGAUGUGUACAACGGGCACUCAGCAAGUGCCCAGCGCCUGGGCCGUUUCUGUGGCACCUUCCGCCCUGGCGCGCUGCUCUCCACCGGGAACCGCAUGAUGCUGCAGAUGGUGACGGACGAGGGCACCGGGGGCCGCGGGUUCCUGGUCUGGUUCAGUGCCGGCCUCCCCCACGUCAAUGAGCAUCAGUUCUGUGGGGGGAAGCUGGAGAAGCCUCAGGGCAGUCUCAAGACCCCAAACUGGCCUGAGAGCAACUACCCAGCUGGCAUCAGCUGCUCCUGGCACAUCAUCGCCCCCCCAGGCCAGGUGGUGGAGCUAACCUCGGGGAAGUUUGACGUGGAGGGGGAUCCCCACUGCCGCUACGACUACGUGUCUGUGUUCCACGGGGGCGCCAGCGACGAUUCCCGCCGCGUGGGCAAGUUCUGCGGGGACCAUGCCCCUGGACCCAUCUACUCGGAGGGGAAUGAGCUGCUGGUGCAGUUUGUGUCAGAUCUCAGUGUCACAGCUGAUGGCUUUGCUGCCUCCUACGUCAUGAAGAGCCACUCGGAGGCGACUGACAAGGCCACAAAACCAGCCCCCGGGAUCUUCCCCGGCUCCAAACCGGGCCAACCCAGCACCAAGCCUGCUCCAGCCAAACCUGCUGUGAAACCCAAACCAGUGCCCGAGCCCAAACCAAAACCCACCACAAGGGCACUGCCCGAGGCCGAACCACCCACUACGCAGACACCAGCCAAGGCUCAGUGCCCCCAGAAAUGCCGCAGGUCAGGAAGUCUGCAGAGCAACUUCUGUGCCAACGACUUUGUGAUCACCGGCACCGUGAAAACUGCCGUGCGAGGGGCCAGCGACCGGGUCACAGCCACUGUCUCACUCAUUAACACUUACAAGGCCGGCACCCUGAGCCUGCCCCAGGCUGAGAAAGGGGCCACAGUGCAGCUGGAGAUCCCCUGCCGCCAGUGUCCCAUCCUCAAGAAAGGUUUGAAUUACAUCUUCAUGGGCCAGGUGGAUGCCGAGGGUGUUGGUGAGCUGACUCCUGAGAGCUUUGUGGUCCCAUAUCGGCCGCAGCAGCACCAGGCCCUCACCAGCGUCAGCAAGCGGCCAUGUGCCGGGGCACCAAAGAAGAACUCCUGAGUCCCAGGGUGUGGGAUUGUCUGCUCCCAGGCUGCUGGGGGGGGGGGGGGGUGGG